UCACAAUGUUUUACCAAAUUCACAGGAAGUUUCCACACAGAGAACGGGCCGGAGAGUCUCUAUAAUCUGUAACGAUGGAAAGAGGAAGACUGACAGAGACAGACGGAUGAAGAGUGUCGUCUAGACAUGCUGGGACUGAUGAUUCUCUGCUCGCUGCUCACAGGCACCAGUGGACACACAUUUCUCAAUGUGUUCAUCAGUGAUGGUGAGAGCGUCCGUCUGUCCUGUGUCAGUGCUUCUACCGACUGCACAUCAACUAGAUGGAUAUAUGACAGAGAAAGAAGUUCAGGGGCAGUUGAGUUAUUUAUAGAAGGGAUGAAGAAUAAUGAUAUAGAGAGACAUGAGAGACUGAGUCUGGGGUCUGACUGCUCUCUGAACAUCUAUAAAGCCACAACUGAAGAUCAUGGACAUUACACCUGCAGACAAUAUGUGAAUACACAGGAAUACACUGAUGACGUUGUUAAUCUGAAUGUUCUUCAUGUCUCUCCAUCAUCCUCACAGACUGAGAUUAGACCUGGACGCUCGUUCUCUCUCUCCUGUCAGUUGUAUGUCUAUGAUGGGUAUAGUUGUGUUAAUCUCUUCCAUAAUGAGGGAAUUAAUCUGGUGUGGAAGAAUAAGUCUGAUGUGGAUCUGCAGUCCGACUCCAGAUAUCAGAUCUCAUUCUCUCGUGAACACUGUAACAGUUCUCUGACUACAACACUCCUCGAUGAAGACGACAACACACAGUGGAGAUGUGAGAUUACUAAAGGAGAUAAAGUCCAGACCUCAGUCAGAUAUACUGUCACGUACUCGGCAACACAAACCACAACACAAGUGAGUCCUGCUGUAGCGGCUCUUCUGGGUCUUCCGGCUCUUAUUGCGCUUUGGUUCAUCUGUAAGAAAAGAGCCGAUAAGGCAGAUUUGACCCCGGUGACCCCUCCAGCUGCUGAUGUCCAUGAGAACACCGAUGAUGUGGCGUAUGCUGAGGUCAUCAUUUCCAGGAACAAGUGUCCUGAAAGACCCAAUGUUCAGUCUGAUGAUCACGUGACAUACGCUGCCAUCGGAGGAGCAAACGCUGGAGGUCAGGAGGAAGUGCGGCGGUUCUGCUGAAACCCGUGGGAUCCAGAAUCUGCUCAAAUUAUUAACAACGAAUAAGUUAUACAAUGCUUUUGAGACGUGAAUUAUGACCCGAUUUCCAGAAAAGUUAGGGGACAUUUUAUAAUGCAAUAACAUCUAUAUUCUAUAAUCUUUUCAAUUUUAUUUUGCUUCUGUCCCAAUAGGAGUGUGUGGCAGCCAUCAUGUUUAUAUUUACAAAAUACACUCAAGUUGGUCAGCGGAAACAGUGGAAAUAUAUUCUGCACAUUUUCCAUUUAACUUCUGGAAAUGGGGUUGUAAAAGAAGACUUCAACAUGUAACUGCAAUAUGUAUGAUCUGUUUCAUUGUGUCUCUCUGUGAGCUAGUUUCCUUUGAUAAUUGUAUGCAGUUCACCUGGUGUUCAUUAAUUAGUUUAUUAGUUCCCUCUGUGUAUUUAUACCGCAUUCACCCUCAUUCUCGUCAACAAGAUUGUCAUUGUGUGUUUUACACAACCAGAUUGUGACAGUAACCAAGUAAUUUCCAGUAUUUAUAUUUACAAAUAUUGUAUAGUUGGUCAUGAAUAUGUUGAAUUUAUAAUGCAAUUUUGACUUUCAGACAGAUGUUAAUAAAAAAUAAACAUAAAUAAACACAGGUUCAGUCAGUUACACCAGUAAAGGAAGUUUAGGGCGUCAUCACAGUCGCAGUUAAAAUCCUCAUAUACACACUUUAUAUUUACUUUAACUAACUAUUUUUCUACCUUAUUGGAGUGAAGAAAAAAAGUAGCUCAGCUUUGAAUCAUUCAUAACAAUUGCAUAUUAACGAAUUUAAUAAUUAAUGGCCAAACGCAGGUUUUUACUAUUGUGCAAUUCCAACGCUAUCUCACGAGCAAUUCGUACGAGUGAUCAAAAGGUGGCUAAUUCGCACGAACUUGUACGACGUCACUCAUACGAAUUCGUACGAUUGUCUAUACCCUCAUGAUGAAUAGGUUUAGGGGCGGGGUCAGGGGUAGGUAAUUUGUAAAAAUUAAUACGAAUUUGGUAACUCGUUAAAUAUGUACGAAUUAGCACCUCGUAAAAUUCAAAAUUGCUGUGAGAUCAAGUUGGCAAUUCAUAUUUUUACAGAUGAAAUACAACGUGGAUAACGAGUUACACUAAAGAUAAGUGAUGACGAGAUGAAACCUGUAACUUCUUGCAAAAGAAUAUGGUUUGCACUAUUCUAACCGUGUGAACACUGGAUUCAUGAAAGUGAACACUUUCGUACUGUGAUUGGAAGAAGCACGAGUGUGUGAAGUAUGGCAGAGAUAGACUGGGGCAUCAGUGUACUUAGAUGUGUCCAGACACUAUACACUAUCACAGUUCAUGAAUUCACCGACUCUUUCUCGUGCUGCGUUUGUGUGUGUAUGAGCUGUUGUGGGAACUUUAAUCAUUAGUGAAGAUUACUAGGUAGUCUGAGCCGUGUGUUUCCAUUGAACCGAUUCCAUGAGUGAAAUAUAGAUGUGUACGUGGUUGUGGGUGACGUUUCAGGAACAUAUGGGACAGGACCUCUGACCUCAGGGACAGCCAGUUUUGGCCAGUACCAGUUUGUGUCCUGAAGUAGAGACUAACAGCAGUAAGGGCCUUAUCUGGGUGGGUGAAAGGAAGAGGAACCUU
Molecule: messenger RNA, 2702 nt
Organism: Pimephales promelas (fathead minnow)
Lineage: Eukaryota; Metazoa; Chordata; Actinopteri; Cypriniformes; Leuciscidae
Gene: dicp2.2
Product: diverse immunoglobulin domain-containing protein 2.2
Biological process (GO): positive regulation of ERK1 and ERK2 cascade; interleukin-15-mediated signaling pathway; T cell activation
Cellular component (GO): external side of plasma membrane; membrane raft
Molecular function (GO): MHC class II protein binding; protein tyrosine kinase binding
Source: RefSeq, a predicted model, not a curated record